Molecule: messenger RNA, 1962 nt
Organism: Microthlaspi erraticum
Lineage: Eukaryota; Viridiplantae; Streptophyta; Magnoliopsida; Brassicales; Brassicaceae
Source: the annotation of a GenBank genome assembly
AUGAAGCUCAAGACUUCAUUUUUACUAAUCUUCUCUUCUUUCCUCAUAUCCUUUGAUGCUGUCUCUGCACAAAUCUGCUCAAAUCAAUACUUCAAACCCAAUACCACUUACGACUUAAACCGUCGUCUGAUCCUCUCUUCUCUUACUUCCAACGUCACAACACACAACGGGUUCUUCAACUCCUCGUUUGGUCAAGAUCCCAACCAAAUCUUCAUCAUUGGCAUGUGCAUCCCAGGAACUAAACCAGACACUUGUUCAGAUUGCAUCAGAGACGCAUCAGACAGCUUGUUACAGAGCUGUCCCAACCAAACAGAAGCUUACACAUGGCCAGAUACUUGCAUGGUACGUUAUACCAACAGUUACUUCUCUGGAGAGCUAGUUACAGAGCCAUCUGAAGUUACUGUCAACAACAACACCGGAGGAGAUAUCAUCAACUAUAAUAUAACUGUAUUUGAUAUAAUCGGAGAGGACCUGAUGUCACGUACGGUAACACCAGCUCCGGGUCGUGGACAUAAGUACUAUGCAGCUGAUGUUGCUUCCUUGGCAGAUUUACAAACUAUGUACGCCAUGAUGCAGUGUACACCUGAUGUUCGUCCAGGGUUUUGUGGGCUUUGUCUGAGAGAUAAUCUUGAUGAUUAUAAGUCAUGUUGUCGUGAUAAACCAGGUGGUUCUAUCGUAAGACCGACUUGCUUUAUCCGUUGGGAUUUGCGUCCUUUUGCUGGAGCUUUUGAGAAUAUUACAUUGCCCCCGCCACCGCCACCGCCUUCUUUGACUCCCCCGGUUAGAGAGAGUGCAAAUACAACCGGAAAAGAUGGAAAGAAAAUUUCAAUAGGGAUUAUUAUAGCAAUUGUUGUCCCUAUCGUCGUUAUCUUGGUACUUCUUGUUGUAGGAGUUUUGGUUUGGAGGAGAAAGAAAUUACACCAAGAAGUAGUCCAAGUUAAUGAUAAGAUCACAUCAGUAGACUCACUGCAAUUUGAAUUUAAGACUAUUGAAGCUGCAACUGAUAAGUUUUCAGAGAGUAACAUGAUCGGUCGAGGUGGAUUUGGUGAAGUUUACAGGGGAAUGCUUACAAGUGGAACUGAAGUAGCGGUGAAGAGACUGUCGAAAACAUCGGGACAAGGCGCGGAAGAGUUCAAGAACGAGGCUGUUCUUGUUACAAAGCUUCAACAUAGGAAUCUUGUUAGACUUCUUGGCUUUUGUUUGGAAGGAGAAGAAAAGAUACUCGUAUACGAGUUUGUACCUAACAAGAGCCUCGACUAUUUCCUCUUUGACCCUACGAAGCAAAGGGAACUAGACUGGACAAGACGGUACAACAUUAUCAAAGGAAUAGCUCGAGGACUUCUAUAUCUGCAUCAAGAUUCACGGCUUACAAUCAUACACCGUGAUCUCAAAGCGAGUAACAUUCUCUUAGAUGCAGACAUGAGUCCCAAGAUCGCUGAUUUUGGCAUGGCGAGGCGUUUUGAAGUUGAUCAGUCUCAUGCCAACACAAGAAGAAUCGUUGGAACAUAUGGUUAUAUGUCUCCAGAAUAUGCAAUGCGUGGCCAUUUCUCUACUAAAUCUGAUGUGUAUAGCUUUGGAGUAAUGAUUCUUGAGAUUAUAAGUGGCAAAAACAAUAGCAGCUUCUACCACAUUGAUGAUGAUGCUACUAGCAAUCUGGUCACACAUGCUUGGAGGCUUUGGAGAAAUGGGUCACGAUUAGAGCUUGUGGAUCCGACGAUAGAAGAGAGUUAUGAUCGUGAUGAGGCUACUAGAUGCAUCCAUAUCGCACUUUUAUGUGUUCAAGAAAAUCCAGCAGAUCGUCCAACGUUGUCGGCGAUCAUCUUGAUGCUCACUAGUAUCGCAACCUUUUUACCUGUUCCUCGAGCUCCCGGAUUUUGCCUCUCAAACGUGAGUGAUGUAACAAGCAGGACUAUUACGGGUUCUAUCAAUGAUGUGACGAUUUCUGGUCUAGAUCCUCGUUGA